Molecule: messenger RNA, 1560 nt
Organism: Trichomycterus rosablanca
Lineage: Eukaryota; Metazoa; Chordata; Actinopteri; Siluriformes; Trichomycteridae
Gene: ctdspl3
Product: CTD (carboxy-terminal domain, RNA polymerase II, polypeptide A) small phosphatase like 3
Exons: 11
Coding region: 136-1236 (366 amino acids)
Molecular function (GO): phosphoprotein phosphatase activity
Source: RefSeq, a predicted model, not a curated record
GGUCUUCUCAGGCCGCCGCUACACCAAAGAGUCUCCGCACAAAACAACAGCACGACAGAGUCCGGCUGCUUAUCCGCGUUUUUGCACAGGAUUGUGUCCUUCGUCUGAGAUAUUGUCUAGCUAACGUGGACUAACAUGAGACUCCGAUCAAGAACUAUUUCUCUGGAAAGUCCGUCUCCUCAACCGAGGACUCCGCGCAGACGGCGGACGAAUUCGAGCCAGGAAACUCGGGGAGAGCAGAGUCACUCACCCGAAGUGCAGGAGGUUCUAAAGAAUUGUUCCAAUUUAUAUAGUGAUAAAAUCCCAACUGCAGCAAAAAGGCUUCGCUUGAAACAUGGACGGAAAAGGGCUUUACCACCAGCAGAGAGUAAAGAAUCUGACUUUAAGACGCCAGUGCGUAAUCGCAGAGUGAGGCAUUCUACGUCUGUCAACCCUACUGCACGUAGCCUCUACUCGCCUGUAGUGCGUUUCAUCACUCCCACUAAAGACAAUGAGCGGACCAGAAAUGCUGUUGUGUUCAGUCCUGAACAGUGUGUAUUUGGCUACAGUGGCAUCAGCAGCAUUUUGGAAGAUGAGGAGAAUGAUGAAGUGUUUAGCCCAUUUACAUUUAUUAAAAACAUUCCAAACCAGUCACAGCAUUCCAGACCUGUCUCCGCACAUAUGGACAUUCCACCAAAGACAAGGAGCACACCCACAGCCACCAUGGUGCUAGAUUUGGAUGAAACACUUGUGUUUAGCUCUCUCAAUAUGAUUGAGGAUGUCGAGUACACAUUCACAACAUGCUUUCAAGGUCAAGAGUACAAGGUGUACGUCCUUCUCAGGCCACAUGUGAGGGAGUUUCUACAAGCCAUGGCAAAGCAUUUUGAGAUGUUUAUUUACACGUCUGCUAAAAAGGAAUAUGCAGAAAUGAUUGUGGACAUAUUGGACCCAAAGAAAAAAAUAUUCCGGCAUCGGUUGUACCAGGAUGACUGUGCAUGUGUUCUUGGGCACUAUAUUAAGGACUUGAGGGUGCUGGAAAGAGACCCGUCCAAAACUGUGAUUCUGGACAACGCACCUCACACUUUUCCCUACCACUUGAUGAACAUGAUUCCCAUAAAGAGCUGGAGUGGAGACAAAGACGACAAGGAGCUUCAGAGGCUCAUACCAUACCUUGAGAAACUGGUCCAAGCAGAUGAUUUCAGGACAGUGCUGAAGAGAAGGACAGAUCAUUUUCACAGGCUGCUCACUGAAGACUGAAAGGCCAAUUCCUCUUUCUAUGUAUAUAUUUUUAUGUUAAUAGUAGUAUAGAACUUGUGGAUGUAAUUUAUCUCUGUCAGUCUCUCCAUUCUCUAAACACUGAUCAUUUUGAAAAUCAUUUUUACUUUAUUUAAAUAAAAGGGAACAAUUCUAAGCAUCUUUUGUGCGCCUUAGCGUAAGGUUUUUGUUUUACACUUAAUUUAUUGUAAAACCUUAAUGAGAUUUGCUAUUUAUUCUUGCUGCUUCAUAAAUUAACACAUAUGCAUCAUGUUUACUAUUGUACAUAUUUUAAUUCUUACAUUUAAAUUGCUUUGCUGUGUUUGC